UAUUAAAAAGUCCGUGCGCUUUGGCUAUUUAUAGAGCCCGUAACAGACUGCAUUCAUUCAGUGCAUUGAUUGUCAAAGUUUUAUGUAACAGACCUUUGUUUAUUUAGUUUUAAUUAAAAUGGGUCAACUGCCUGAAAACAAGGGGGGUGGAGGGGCCCCUCAAAAUUUGGAAGCAGAAAAAAAGAAAAUACAGAGUUUAGCAAAUCAAGAAUUAAAAAAGAAUGAGCUUUGGUACCUCAUUGACAAACGUUGGUAUGAUCAGUGGAAAAAAUAUGUGGAAAAUGAUGGAUAUGGCUGGGAAUCGAAAAACAACUCAAACCUAAACCCUGGCCCAAUAGACAACACAGACAUAUUUACUGAUGAGACAUAUGAGCAAAUGAAGGACAAUCUAUCCGAAGAUGUCGAAUUUGUGAUGCUCCCAAAAACUGGUUGGGAGUAUUUAGUUAACACAUAUGGAUUGGUUGCUGAUGGAAUGGCAAUUGAAAGGAAGGUGAUAGAGCAGGGAUCAUUUUUUAAGAAAUGCGUCGUUGAAAUUUAUCCAAUGCAGUUGAGAUUAUCACCAUACGACAACAGGAAAGAAGUUGUGAAACGAAACUUCAGCAAAAGAAACACAGUUGGUGAAAUUGAAGAAGAGGUUCGUAAAACCUUUCAAAUCCCAGAAGAAACACCCGUAAAACUAUGGAGUGCAUAUCUUCCUUCUAGUUUGGAAUCCCUAGAAAAACAUAAAUCUGUUGAAGACAGUGCACUGCAACCUGGUCAGGUGGUGGUGUUUGAAACAAAGAAAGAUGGAAAAUGGAUGCAUACACCAACACCAACAACAAGCUAUGUAAGUUCCAACUCACAGAACGGAGCUCACAAAUCUGUAAAUACAUACGGUUUACGCAACACAUCACCCACUCGUGGCAGGGUUUCAACAGCAGGUCUAUGCGGUUUAAACAACCUUGGCAACACUUGCUUUAUGAACAGUGCACUGCAGUGCCUUAGUAAUGUUCCAGCACUCUGCAACUACUUUCUCAAUGAAACAUACAAGAAAGAACUAAACAAAACAAAUCCUUUGGGCAUGGGGGGCAAGUUGGCCAAGGCAUAUGCAAGACUUGUUCAGUCAAUAUGGUCUGGUGAGCAAUCCUCAUUUGCUCCACGAGAAUUUAAGAUGGAGGUUGGUCGGUUUGCCCCAAGAUUUUCAGGAUAUCAACAACAUGAUAGUCAGGAACUUCUCUCUUUCCUUGUAGAUGGGCUGCAUGAAGAUUUGAACAGGAUCUCCAAAAAGCCAUACGUGGAAAUGAAAGAAGCAGAUGGUCGUGAUGACCAACUAGUGGCAGAAGAAUCUUGGAGCAACCAUCAUCUUCGCAACGAUUCAAUCAUUGUUGACACAUUACAUGGUUUGUUUCGGAGCAAAGUUGAUUGUCCAGAGUGUCCAAGGAUCUCAGUGACAUUUGAUCCAUUCUGCUUCAUCUCUCUUCCUCUUCCUUUGAAAAGACAACGAACACUUGAAUGUUCGUUUGUUCCACUUAAGUAUGAUGGGAAAAUAUACAAGUACCAGGUGACAGUAAACAAGACUGGUUGUAUANGAGAUUUGUGUAAAGCUGUAUCCGAACUUAACAACAUACCAAGCACUGAAAUGACAGCCACUGAUGUCUAUAACUCCAGGUUUCACAAGGUUUUCAAACCUAAUGAAGGCAUCAAUGGAAUUUAUGAGAAAGAUUACAUCCACGUGUUCCAGAAACCUCCGAAUAUGACAAUGGUGCCUGUGUAUAUGAGACACCUAAGUUCAAGUGGUCCGAACUCAAGCGCUCAUCUCUUUGGUCAACCAUUCCUUGUUCCAGUGGAUAUUCGAAACACAACAUACCGACAACUUUACAAGACCGUUCUCAAAGCCACAUGGAGAUAUAUAAAAGAUGACGAACUAAAGUCUGAUGUUGCAAGAUUGAUCUGUGAUGAGGAAUACAUGGAUGAUAAAGCUGAAGAAGAUGAUGAGGAUUGCGUUCAACCUUCUGUGCACCGACUAUUUUCAUUGAAAGUGGUCAAUUCGUUCGGAACUCAAUUGCUAAGGGUUUUACACGAAACCGAUUCGCCACUGGAUUUAUCUGAGAACACCUACAUUACUGCCGACUGGUCAUACUAUGUAUAUGAACAUCAACUUAUGCAACACCACUGGUCAGAUGUGUCAGAAAGUCAUGAAAGUAUGGCAGCUUGCAACAUCAGGAAAGCAAAUAGUGGAGUCCAAUUACAUGACUGCAUGAGACUAUUUACAACUGAAGAACAACUUGAUAAGGACGAUGCAUGGUAUUGUUCUGAUUGUAAGAAACACCAGCAAGCCACCAAGAAAUUUGAUCUAUGGAUGCUUCCACCUGUUCUUAUUAUUCACCUCAAGCGAUUCUCUUACACCAGAUACUCAAGGGACAAGCUUGACACACUGGUGAACUUCCCUACCAGGGAUCUAGAUCUUUCUGACUUCAUUGUUAAUCCUAACAAGGGCAGUUUGCCCAAGCCAAAACGAUGUUACAAUCUAAUUGCUGUUUCCAAUCAUUAUGGUGGGCUUGGUGGUGGCCACUACACCGCCUAUGCAAAGAAUCAUAUUGAUAAGCAGUGGCAUUAUUUUGAUGACAGUAGUGUCUCCCUAUCCUCUGAAGAUAGAGUGGUGACAAAAGCUGCAUACAUGCUUGUCUAUCAACGGCAAGAUAUGGAGGCUUGGCUUGAUGACAACCCUGAUAAAACCUUCCCGUACUUGGAGCCAAUUUUCAGCCCUCGUGCCAUGGGGUUGGGAGGUCCCGCGUGUUCGGCUGUGGGUACAAGCUUCAAAUAUGAUGGGGUGAAUGCAAGCAAUGGCCACCAGCUCGAUGAAGACACACUUAACAAUAAUAAUGCUGAUGAUGACAUGGACACUAGUUGAUAGCUACAACUGAUUGGUUUUAACUGUUGUGUUGCGUCUUUUUCAAGUUAGCUUUCAUAUAUAAACAGGAACACUUGCCUAGUGGGCAUAGGGCUUCGGAACAAGAUUCAAUUUUUUCUUUUAUUUCAAUUCUUCUGUGACGUUGUUAGUAGGUCAAUCGUUAGUAAGUUAACUUAGUUAAGGUGCGUGUUCCAGUCUGUCCGUAAUCUGAAUGUAUUCUGUGUAAUGCUUUGUAACUUAACACAAACUAAACUACAUUAUCCCGCUAAUUUAAAAGACAUGAAUAUGAUACAAUUGUGUUGUACAGAUAUGUCUGCUAGUUCAUACCAGCUCACUGCUUUAACUCAACUUACACCACCUUUCAGUGCAUUGACGUGAGUGGUUUAAGUAUAUUUUCUCAUUAAUUGUCGGCAUUUGAAAAAUGAAAUAUAUGUUAAGCAGGAAAUUGCAA
Molecule: messenger RNA, 3341 nt
Organism: Ciona intestinalis (vase tunicate)
Lineage: Eukaryota; Metazoa; Chordata; Ascidiacea; Phlebobranchia; Cionidae
Source: RefSeq, a predicted model, not a curated record